Hyaloperonospora brassicae is the source of this 1470-nucleotide messenger RNA. NCBI's taxonomy places the organism in Eukaryota, Oomycota, Peronosporomycetes, Peronosporales, Peronosporaceae. The record is from the annotation of a GenBank genome assembly.
AUGCCACCUCGCGACGUGGUCGUGCUCGGCGGCGGCAUCUCUGGCCUCACGCUCGCCUACUUCCUGCGCCAAGCGCUGUCCAAGACAGCAGCCACGAGCGCGACACGGAUCCACGUACUCGAAGCCAGUGCGGUCUCGGGCGGAUGGGUACAAACGGCCACACAGAAGGGAUUCCUCUUUGAAGAAGGCCCCCGAGGCUUUCGGCCGUCCCGUAACGGCGCAGAGAUGUUGCGAUUGGUCGAAGACCUGCAGCUACAAGAGCAGAUGCAGGCAGUGGACCCAGCAGCACAAGCGCGGUACAUUCUGCGCAAUGGGACCGUCGAGAAGCUGCCGAACUCGGUGCUCGACGCGCUGCGGUGGCCGCUGUCGCUUCCCGUGGCUCGCGCCGCUCUGCGUGAGCUGUUUGUAACGCCCGGUACGAUGGACGACGAGUCGAUAUACGACUUUAUGACGAGGCGGUUCAGUCCAUUGGUGGCGGAGCGGCUGCUUGACCCCAUGGCGUCGGGGAUUUUCGGUGGCGAUAUCAGGAAACUCUCCAUACACGCGUGUUUUCCCAUGUUGACCGACUUGGAGCGAGAACAUGGAUCGGUGGUGAAGGGCAUGCUAUUUGGUAGAUACGGGCAAAGCGACACACUGCUCGAUGGCUCGAAGAAGUCUGCGUUUGUCAAGAAACACGAGAAGUCGGUGAGUGUGAGCUUCACCCAUGGCAUGAGCACACUCAUGGAAGCGCUCGAAGACAGGAUCCGUGCCGAUCCAAUGGCAACCCUUCAACUGAAUACGAGGGUGACGCGACUAGCCGCCCAUGGUCACAACAGCGCAGGACCGAGCUUUGUGGUGGAGAGCAAAGAUCCUACAUCUGGUGAGACCCGGGAGCCUAUCAAGGCCACUCACGUGUUCUCUACUCUGCCUUCAUGUUACCUGGCCCCAGUGGUGAAGGAUUUGGCACCUGGCUUGGCUGAGGCACUGGGCGAGAUCAAGUUUGUUGAUAUGGGUACGGUGCAUGUUGGAUACAACGAAAAGGUGCUCCGUACGGACGGCUUUGGGUACCUCAUCCCGAGCGUCGAGCGCGAGAAGGUGCUUGGCGUCGUGUUUGACUCCAACACGUUUCCCAUGCAGAACGGUGCAGGGAAAACGCAGACGCGAUUGAGCGUCAUGAGCGGCGGCGCACGUUUUCACGAUGUGGCGUCGCUGCCUGAAGGAGAAUUGGAGCGCAACGCCCUGGACGCACUGAAGCGGCACCUAGGUAUCACGCGCAAGCCCGACUACGUGCGUGCUAUGGUACUGACGAAUGGGAUACCGCAGUACAACGUUGGCUUUGGCCAGAAGCUGCAGCGUAUUGAAAAGCAGGCUGCUCGAUCUGCGCCAGGUCUAUACCUGGGUGGUAACAGCUUCUACGGCAUUGGGCUGGCUGACUGCGUGACCCACUCGAAAAGACUCGCGCUCGAGUAUGCCAAGAGCGUGUCAUCGUGA